Molecule: messenger RNA, 2096 nt
Organism: Aplysia californica (California sea hare)
Lineage: Eukaryota; Metazoa; Mollusca; Gastropoda; Aplysiida; Aplysiidae
Exons: 2
Coding region: 779-2032 (417 amino acids)
Source: RefSeq, a predicted model, not a curated record
UACAUAUGUGCAGUAUGAGUGUGUGUGGUGAGAGAGAAUUUAAUUGAAUUUGACUUUAUUGACUUUCGAGGUCAACGGCCCAUACGUUAUAAACAGUUAUAAGUUAAUAAUGCAAAAUACUGAUCUCUCUGUGUUGCGCUAAAGAAAAAAAUUACAAAAUAACCUGCAACACAGAAAACAUAUAUAUAUAUAUAUAACAUUUACAUCUUGAAUCUAGUUCUACACCUAAUGGAAUGGGCCCUCACACAACAAAGUACAGAGUACAAAGCAUUGGUCAUAGUCAUUCACGCGUGAUGCAGAUUGUAAACAAAUCUUACAGGCUGGGCUCUGAUCUCUCUAGUUUAGCUCUAAUCUCGACUCUAGAUUUUUUAAAAAUCAAUUUCACAUUGUCUUUCCAUUUUUCGUCCUUUGGGAAUCUGGAGUAAGUCAAUAAUUUGGUCUUUCCUCUGGAAUUAGAACGGCCGAUCGCUGAACAAAACUGGCCAGUAAUGCCGACAGCAUAAACGUUGCGUGUCCCUCGCCGUGUUCGUUUACACACUGUCGCACGCUCGCCGCUAGUGGCGCUAGGAGUCGAUGUGCCUCACAAAAUUGGGCCACUGCAACAUCUGACCGCAGGCUGUAAUAUCUUUGAUUAGACUACAUUAUGUGUGUUUCUGAUCGCUGGAAUUGGCGUCCGGAUGUUUAAUGUGUCGACAUGAAUCGGUUCUGCUCAGAAAACAUGAUUAUACUGUUCUCAUUGCUGUAGGAGAAGUUACGGUGUUGUGUUCUUGAUAGUAUUAUGGUGAAACAAGUGCGGUCUCCAUGGAGGUGGUUAAUUCACGGACGAGGUCGUCUGUUCACUUCCCGCCCGUCCCCAGGACCUGUAGCUAUCUCGGCCGCGGCCUGUGCCCUCUGUGUCUACCUCCUCGUGACGUCAUGGUCAACACCGGUCAGGCCAGUGAUGACCGCCGACUGGACAGAGCUGCCGGACCCCCCAGACCUGACCUUCCGUGACAAGUACUUCCUGUGGGAUCGCCUCCACCCUCCGGCCAUGGGAGAUGACCAGUGGGCGAGAAGUGACAGCUACCUCAUCUACCGCUGCGACCCGGGCCGGAUGGACAGGUGUGGGGGGCUCGCAGACCGCCUCAAAGGGAUGCUGCUCGCUUACGUCAUGGCCAACCUCACACGGCGCGCGUUCCGGGUGGAGGUGAUGAAACCGUCGUGUGGCUUCCAGUUCUACCUCACGCCCAACGUCUACGACUGGAGCGUGGAAGACGAGGCCACCCUCCCACCACCCGAUUCAGGGAACAUCGUCCGACUCGUGAACGACCAUUAUUUCAGGGAUAACAUCGCUAGGAUACACUUCGAGGAGUAUAUAUCGCCCUCGGUGAGGGAGAUUUAUUUUCAAGCUAACUUGGAGUAUAUGGGCGAGCUGAGGAGGACGAGGGUAUACCACGAGGAGUUGUCGUGGAUGGAGGGUUUGUCCCCGGCUGACAUCUACGCCGCGCUCUACAAGCGCCUGUUCCGCCUCGCCCCACGCUUGCAGACGCAGCUCCGACAACUUCUAUCCAAGCACCUCAACUCCACGCGCUCACGACUUGUCUGCACGCACGUGCGUCUGGGCAGAAACCCCUCGAUACAGGGAGACACAGAGAUCAGGAACUCACUACGCAACGUGAAGACGUAUCUCUGGCCGUUUUUACAAAGUCAGUUACUGUCGGAAACUGACUCGCUUUUCAUCAUGACGGACUCGGCGCAAGUUGACGAGUCGGCGAGACAGCAGCCGUUCGCUCACAGACUGGUGGCCAUCCCAGGCACGAUCGCUCACAUCGACAUGGCCAGGGGUCUGUCGUUUGAGGAGAUGUGCCAGGCGCAGGACCGACUGAUGCUGGAGUUUCACCUGCUCAUGACUUGUGACCUGGUGGUCAAGAGUGCCAGCGGCAUCAGUGAGUUCGCCUCCUUCAUCCGAGGCUCGGACCGAGGACUCUACUGUUUCCAUAAAAACGGCACCAUCUUUCCGUGCCAACGCAAUAGGUUCAGCAACUUUUCUUGAGCAAUGUUAGUGUUUGUAUAGGUUUACGUGUAGGCCCUACCCUCUCAGUUUCUGUCUCUCUGUC